UAUAAAGCAUUGCGGCAUAAGAGGUACACGAGAGCCCCAGCCCCUAACUCACUCUCGCAGGCUCCCCCAGCCAAGCGCACUUCCGGUCCACGAUCUCGACUCGACCCUCCGCGAAGAUACAACGCCCUUGGGCUACUCCUCACCUCCUGCUACUGCAGCUCUUUUCUAGAUGCUGUCGGCAACGAUACCCGCUCUCGGUGGCCACGACGCCGCCACUACGACCAUUUGCACAGCCAGCUCCAUGAGCUCGCGGUAUCCCCUCAUAUCAACGUGGGCGCGUCACUCCGCAACCCCGAAGUGGCUAUACCGAGUCUACCAUUCAGGUAUCAUGACUCUCAAGCCGAAUGAAACACCGGGGCUUCAACGCCCCCCAGCUGAUGAUGACAGCAGCCACCUGAACGCUUCCUCGACGGUCGCCACGGUGCCACCUCCCCCACAAUAUGCUAUUCAAGGCCGGAGACUCUCUCCUAAUACUCUGACUCCAACCAGAGCAGUGCCAUAUACCAGUCCGCCUAGAUGUCGCCCCUUCCGUCACCGCCACAGUGGUCAGCGGCACCUUCGAGAUAACGCGAAAAGCCUCAGCCGCCCCCGAAAACACGUUACGCCGCUCUCCCUACGCACGAAUCACAAGCUCUUCCAGAGCACUUCCCAGAAAUCCUGCGCGCUAUAACCGCCACCGUCUUCGCAACCGUGCCUGCCUAUCAAUACCGACCAGCCGCUUUCAUAGCUGGCUUGAACCCUGUCAACAGUAGAAGGGCCUGUGACUGGGAUCACGGUCUAUUUAGGGCUCGCUCUAGAAUACCGGAAGAUGGGUGGCAAACAAUAUACUGGUAGGAGAGCUGAUGCUCCCGCACAAGGACGAAGGGGCUAUCACAACUGGAA
Molecule: messenger RNA, 882 nt
Organism: Trematosphaeria pertusa
Lineage: Eukaryota; Fungi; Ascomycota; Dothideomycetes; Pleosporales; Trematosphaeriaceae
Exons: 1
Coding region: 170-670 (166 amino acids)
Source: RefSeq, a predicted model, not a curated record